Molecule: messenger RNA, 1749 nt
Organism: Fusarium musae
Lineage: Eukaryota; Fungi; Ascomycota; Sordariomycetes; Hypocreales; Nectriaceae
Exons: 3
Coding region: 1-1749 (582 amino acids)
Source: RefSeq, a predicted model, not a curated record
AUGCCUUUUCACCCCGAAUGUUUCUUAGCUGUCGGCGGUGAUCAAUCGGGCCGCAACGUGGCCGCUGCCACUUACCCUGGUCAAUAUUCUGAGGACUGCUUUCAUCUACAACAUCGUCGCCGCCGCUGGCUGAAGGACACUUUCGCACAGGACCUAUUCCAGAUCGUUCGUGGGCGUCUGCCCCUAGAGGUUUGCGAAACGAUUGCCAAAUACUCUGCUCGUGACCGAGCAAUUCAAGUUUUCAAACAACAUUGGUUACAGGAUCGUCCGCUCCAGCCAGGAAACAUAUCAGUAACAGUCCACCAUGGAGUGUCAUUGUGGGCUCAGUAUGUUUAUUAUGAGGGCAUUCGGUACCUUCGGUCGUUUUCGUACGGCUCGCGCGGUGGUGACGAGGAGAUCGUUCUUGAUUGGAACACCAAGAAACUUCCAAAUAUCUUCAUUCGCCAUAAUGGCCUGGGAGUUAACAAUCUUGUCGUUACUGAAGAUGAUGGCUCUCCUGAUGUGGAGCAGGUUGAAGGCUUUGUGGAUUUCAAGGACCUGAGCGGCCCUUGUGAGAUUCGGUGGGCUAUACCUCCAGCACCAGUCAAGCACUCGCCGAAAAUACCACUUGCCGAAAACAUGAAUUUCCAAUAUGUACGAGCCUUCGAUUGGAACAAGCCUAGAACAGCGGGUUAUUCAUUCCUUGUUUGGGGUAGUGCAAUUCUUACUAUCAACUCGCACGAGGCCGGAACGUCAGCAGCUCCUGACGAGGAAUUCAACGGAUUGCACCCCUACAAUGCCACGCGACUCUAUCUUGCCAUGAGCCCUGGAGAGUAUGUCUCCGAGCUCUGGGUUCGCACUUACCACGAGCGCCUUUCCACACUCAUCGUCGUCACGAAUCAUGGCCACAGCCUCGUCGUUGGUACCCAGGCGGAUAGGCCUGGUGCAACGUAUCAUGUAGUUGCCGAAUUACCCCAAAACAAAACUUGUCGCAUGUUUUACGGUGAUCCAUAUUAUGAAAGAGUCUCGUGGCUUCACUUUGAUUCCGUGUCCACAUGGGAGCACCCAGCAAAGCGCCAGGUUCGCUCUACGUGUCCAAGUGCGCCUCGGACAAGACAUCCUCCACACUCUCGACUGUGGUAUCAUACAUCCGCGAGAUUGGAUGGCGUGAGGGAGGUUACGCCUUGUAUGCUUGCGCAAGACUCCUCCGAAUUUGCAAAGAUCACAGGUCUGCUCCUCACCUACGCUGAUGGUAGUCGGAGUUCUGUUGGUCAAGUUCGCCUCGACACAAUGGGAACACCCAAGACAGUGACUUCAGAUACGAUGUACUUGCAGUACGUGGAUGAUGUUCGGGGGACUCUACAGACAAACAGUCACCUAAUGGAUUUUGGUUUCGACUGGUUCGGGUUUUCAGAGCCAACCUCGUCGGGCUCUUCUACUAAGGAGAGCGAUAAUACUGAUAGUGAAUCUCAUGAAGAUAAAGACAGCCCUCAAGUCGAGGACAUGCCUAGCGAAGGAGAUGGUGUUUGUGAGUCUGUCACAUAUGCAAACACUAUUGCAGUGCCUAUGAGUGGACGACUGGACUGGAAGAAGGAGGUCGACGAUGAUGUAUACGUAGUAUCGUAUCACAAGAGCAGCACAUCAAAAAACGACGAAAUGUGUCAUGUUCUAGCUGAGCAUGCGAAUUUGGUCAACCAGGAGCCGGUCGUCAAACCAUUGUCCAUCCUGAUCGGAAAAAUUGGUGAGUUGGCUUAUGCAGAACAGCUCUAA